AGCAAACUCUUAUUAUAUAUUCACUCUCUUCUUUCUGUAUAUAUACCUCGUUUUCCCCAGAUUUCCGAGUAGUACGUAACACUCGGUGGUGCAAUAAAAUUCCCAAUCCAUUCCAGAAGGUUAACUUUUUUCCAUUCAACUUUUCCACCAUGGGAGGAGGAGCAGCUAUGAGAGCCGCUUCCAAGGUCGCCGGAGUUGGGGCAGGCGUCAUCCAUCACGGUGGUCUACGCGGCGCCACGGUCGUUCCGCCUGUCGAGCAAUCCGUACGCAAUCCUUCGAUUCCCGUCUCCGCAAUCCUUACGUCGUCGUCUCAGACAGCCAAGGCUACGGCGGCUGAUGUUGCGGGGAUCCAGAGGCAGGUGUGGGAGAUAAAUGAUUGGGAGUUCGCCGGUGGCGAGGAUGAUAUGGUUAUGGGGCCAGGUGAACCUUUGCCGAGGGUUGUGUUUGAUGCGGUCCCUAGCUUCCAGGAAGCUAAGGAGGCCACCGUUGAAUUGAAAGACGCUUUAGAUAAGGUAUAUCUGUCCUCGCCCAAGUCCUCUGGAUCUGAGGAACUAGCUGCUAGAGAUCAGAUGUCUGGUCUAUCUCUGUUUUCAAAUCCUGACCUGGAGACUAAAUCUUGUCUUGUUGUUGACACUGUUAGAAGUCCUACUGUACCGAAUCAUGCUUUCAAGGCCUUUAAGCUUCUAAGUACAAGCCCUGAAGCACAGAAUGUUGUAGCCUCCAUUGCCUCUGACCGCAAUGUCUGGAAUGCCGUGUUGCAAAAUCCUGUGCUGAAAGAUUUCAUGGACUCUAACCAGUCCAUUGCUGAGUUUCAGGAACCAGUUUUUGCUGAGAGUUUUGAGAAUUCCUCUGAUUGGAGCGAGGCUGCAAAGGGUGGGAAUUGGUUGAUGGGCGUCCUGAAGAACGUCAAGCUUAGUGUGACUGAGAUGGUUAGCAACCUUUCCGGUUAUUUUCAGAGCAUAUUUGGACCUUCUCCAGAUACCAAGGGAGACGCCAAAGCAACUUUUGUGGAUAUGAGCCUUGGAGCAUCCUUUAUGGGAUUGGCAACCCUGGCUGUCAUGGUGAUUUUGCUGAGACGUAUUUAGAGUCUGCUGAGUCUGUUUUGUUUAAAAAUUUGUCGAAUUUACCUAUAAUAUAAGUGGUAUCUUGUGGAUGGUUGUUGUUUUAAAAAGGAUUUUUAUUAUGAUAUUUUGAAACGUAUCCAUAAGCUUUUGAAGAAAUGUAUAGCCUUGGAUUGUGUCAUUACUCUGAUUAUGUCUGUCCAGGAAUUAGUUUACUAUAGCAAUCAGCUCUUUUGCUUGUAUUGAAGAUGGUAUGAUACACUUGUAUACUAAUGCGUACUUAUUUACAGAAACUGAUUCUGGUUUGAGGA
Molecule: messenger RNA, 1372 nt
Organism: Humulus lupulus (European hop)
Lineage: Eukaryota; Viridiplantae; Streptophyta; Magnoliopsida; Rosales; Cannabaceae
Exons: 4
Coding region: 150-1085 (311 amino acids)
Source: RefSeq, a predicted model, not a curated record